GGAAGCUAAAAGGAACAAACGUUUACAUGAACGACCAUUUGACCAAACGAAAUGCUGAUAUAGCUCGAAAAGCUCGCCAAAUGAGGAGAGAGAAGACAAUUCUACAAACUUGGACAGCGAACUGUAAAGUAUUCGUCAAACUCAACGGGAGAACGCCAAAGUGCUGGUGAUUAGAAACAUGGAAGAUCUGAAGGAAUAUGGCGUUUGAACUGGACUGUAAGAUAACUAAAGACUUAACGGGAGGACCAGGACCAAAGAAACUAAAAGUAGACCAAGAAGAAAAGAAAGAUAGUCCUGAAGAGCAUCCAUCGUCUCCUCGCCGGCGCUCACAUGUGGUCCCCGCACGCUAGGAUGAGGCGAGCAGGUGCACAACUACGGAGCGGCCGGGGAGGCGCCACGCUGCCACUGCCUCAUGUUUUAUGCACGGCCACGACGCGACGGCGUGCCGGCCUCUGAAUCCUCCCGGCGACUGAUAUCAUGUCUGCAGAGAGGCGCCACAGCCUGGGGGCGGUGCCCAUGGAAAGCUGGAUGACCCACAUGCCGCCCGCCCUGUGGGACACCCCGCUCUGCCACCUGGCCAUCCCGGGCAGCCAUAACGCAAUCACCUACUGCCUGGACUCCAACAACCGCUCACCCGUCGACCUGACCCAGCCAGACAUGCUCCGGAAGCUGGACCGCUACCUGAAGCCCCUCAUCCGCCCCUUCGUGUACAAGUGGGCCGUCACGCAGGAGUACUCGGUGAAGCAGCAGCUGGACUGCGGGGUCAGAUACUGUGACCUGAGAAUCGCACGCCGGCCCAACGACAACUCUACUGACCUCUACUUCUACCACGGCGUUUACAGCACGCUCACUGUGGAGACGGUUCUUGGUGAGAUCAGAGAGUGGUUGGACUCGCGUCCUAAAGAAGUUCUCAUCCUGUCAUUCAGUCACUUCCUGGACGUGAGCUGUGAGCAACACUUGCUGCUCCUGACCAGCAUUCGGAGCAUCUUCUCCUCCAAACUCUGUCCCGAAACGGACGCGCUGACCCUCAGGAAGCUGUGGUCCGAGGGCCGGCAGGUGAUCGUGUCGUACGAGCACGCCAUCGCCAGCCACCACCGUGACCUUUGGCCUCACAUCCCGUACUGGUGGGCCAACAAGUGCAAGGCCGAGGACCUGAUUGAGGCCUUUGAGCGCAGGAAGCGGCGUGGAAGACCAGGAGGAUUCUUCGUCACAGGAAUCAACCUGACCGGGCACCUGAAGUACAUCUGCACACACCCCACCGUGUCCCUCAAAGACUUGGUGACGUCCAGCAAGCCCACCAUCCUGACUUGGGUCCGAGGUCAAUCCCCCGGCAGCAGAGCGGAGUCUCUCAACAUCAUCGCCGGGGACUUCAUCACGGACACACACUUCACACAAACCGUGGUGGCGCUCAACGACAAACUGCUGCAACAACACUGAAUGGUGGACAUCACAACAAACCAUGAACUUCAUAUUUUAACUGUAGGGAAAAACAAAACACUCCAAUACUUGAAGUAGCUUCUCUGGUGAUGCAACACUUUUAGGCCAGGAGGCGACCAAGCAAUAGCCGGACAGGUGAUGAUGUCAUGUUGUUGUUUUUCACAUACUAAGCACACAAACCUACCUUUCUAUCGCAUGCUAGAAAACACCUUGACUUUACUUACGCUGCACCACCGUGCCUGAAGAAAUGCACCUUUUUCUAUAAAAUGCCCACUUUGACACGUCCUGAAAGAGCAGCGGUACGUGACACGUGCUAACUGUUAGCAUGCUAAUGUGAAAGUGCUAACUUUUUCCAGACAAUUUUGCAGCUAAACACCCGAGUCGUAGAAACUUGGUACUUGACACAUGCCAAUUUUGAUGCUAAACACCCGAGUUGUAGACCUUGGUACUUGACAUAUGCUGUUAGCAUGCUAACGUUAGCGUGCCGAACUUUUCAGACAAUUUUGCAGCCGAACACCUCAGAGUCAUAGAGCUGAGAAAUUGACACAUGCUAACUGUUAGCACGCCAACCUUUUUUGCCAAUUUUGCAGCCAAACACCAUGGAGUCAUAGAGCUGAGUAUUUGACACAUGCUAACUGUUAGCAUGCUAAUGUUAACAUGCUAUCUUUUUCAGCCAAUUUUGAUGCUAAACACCCGAGUUGUAGACCUUGGUACUUGACAUAUGCUGUUAGCAUGCCAAACUUUUCAGACAAUUUUGCAGCCGAACACCUCAGAGUCAUAGAGCUGAGAAAUUGACACAUGCUAACUGUUAGCAUGCUAAUGUUAGCAUGCCAACCUUUUUUGCAAAUUUUGCAGCCAAACACCAUGGAGUCAUAGAGCUGAGUAUUUGACACAUGCUAACUGUUAGCAUGCUAAUGUUAACAUGCUAUCUUUUACAGCCAAUUUUGUAGCUAAACACCAGAGUCAUAGAAACUUGGUACUUGACACAUGCCAAUUUUGAUGCUAAACACCCAAGUUGGAGACCUUGGUACUUGACAUAUGCUGUUAGCAUGCUAACGUUAGCAUGCCGAACUUUUCAGACAAUUUUGCAGCCGAACACCUCAGAGUCAUAGAGCUGAGAAAUUGACACAUACUAACUGUUAGCAUGCUAAUGUUAGCAUGCCAAUUUUGCAGCCAAACACCAUGGAGUCAUAGAGCUGAGUAUUUGACACAUGCUAACUGUUAGCAUGCUAAUGUUAACAUGCUAUCUUUUUCAGCCAAUUUUGAUGCUAAACACCCAAGUUGUAGACCUUGGUACUUGACAUAUGCUGUUAGCAUGCUAAACUUUUCAGACAAUUUUGCAGCCGAACACCUCAGAGUCAUAGAGCUGAGAAAUUGACACAUGCUAACUGUUAGCAUGCUAAUGUUAGCAUGCCAACCUUUUUUGCAAAUUUUGCAGCCAAACACCAUGGAGUCAUAGAGCUGAGUAUUUGACACAUGCUAAAUGUUAGCAUGCUAAUGUUAACAUGCAUGUUAACAUGCUAUCUUUUACAGCCAAUUUUGUAGCUAAACACCAGAGUCAUAGAAACUUGGUACUUGACACAUGCCAAUUUUGAUGCUAAACACCCGAGUUGUAGACCUUGGUACUUGACAUAUGCUGUUAGCAUGCUAACGUUAGCAUGCCAAACUUUUCAGACAAUUUUGCAGCCGAACACCUCAGAGUCAUAGAGCUGAGCAAUUGACACAUGCUAACUGUUAGCAUGAUAAUGUUAACAUGCUAUCUUUUUCAGCCAAUUUUGUAGCUAAACACCACUCAUAGAAACUGGGUACUUGCCACAUGCUGUCAGCAUGCUACUUUUUAAGCUAACUUUGCAGCUAAACACGCGAGUCUCAGAACUUGGUAUUUGACACAUGCUGUUAGCAUGCUAACUUUUUCCAGCCAAAUAUGCAGCUUAACACCUGAGUCAUAGAACUUAGUACUUGACACAUGCUGUUAGCAUGCUAACGUUAGCAUGCCAAACUUUUCAGCCAAUUUUGCAGCCAAACACCUCGGAGCCAUAGAGCUUGGUACUUGACACAUGCUAACUGCUAGCAUACUUUUCCAGCCAAAUUUGCAGCUAAACACCCGAAUCAUAGUACUUGGUACUUGACAUGCUGUUAGCAUGCUAACAUUAACAUGACAACUUUUUUAACCAAUUUUUCAGCCGAACACCUCAGAGUCAUAGAGAUUGGUAUAUGACACGUACUACUUGUUAGCAUGCUAAUGUAAACGCGUUAAGUUUUUCAGCCAAAUUUGUAGUUAAACACCCGAGUCAUAGUACUUGGUACUUGACACAUGCUGUUAGCAUGCUAACGUUAACAUGACAACCUUUUUAACCGAUUUUUCAGCCGAACACCUCAGAGUCAUAGAGAUCGGUAUAUGACACAUACUACUUCUUAGCAUGCUAAUGUAAACGCGUUAAGUUUUUCAGCCAAAUUUGUAGUUAAACACCCGAGUCAUAGACCUUGGUACUUGACAUAUGCUGUUAGCAUGCUAACGUUAGCAUGCCGACCUUUGCAGCCAAUUUUGUAGCCGAACACCUCAGAGCCAUAGAGCUGGGUAUUUGACACAUGCUAACUUAACAUGCUAAUGUAAACGCGCUAACUUUUUAGGCCAGAUUUGCAGCUAAACACCUGAGUCAUAGAACUUGGUUCUUGACACAUGCUGUUAGCAUGCUAACGUUAACAUGCUGACCUUUUCAGACAAUUUUUCAGCUGAAAACCUCAGACUCAUAGAGCUUGGUAUUUGACACAUGCUAACUGUUAACCCGCUAAGUUUUUCAGCCAAAUUUGCAGCUAAACACCCAAGUCUUACAACUUGGUACUUGACACUUGACGUAUGCUAACGUUAACAUGCUGACCUUUUCAGACAAUUUUGCAGCCGAACACCCCAGAGUCAGAGCUGGGUGUUUGACACAUGCUAACUGUUACAUGCUAAUGUAAAUGCGCUAAGUUUUUCAGCCAAAUUUGCAGCUAAGCACCUGAGUCAUAGAUCUUGGUAUAUGACACAUUCCGUUAGCAUGCUAACAUUAACAUGCCGACCUUUUCGGCCAAACACCUCAGUCAUAGAGCUUGGUAUUUGACACAUGCUAGCUGUUAGCAUGCUAAUGUUAACGCGCUAACUUUUUCAGCCAAAUAUGCAGCUAAACACCCGAGUCAUAGAACUUGGUAUUUCACACAUGCUGUUAGCAUGCUAACUUUUUCAGCCAAUUUUGCAUCCAAACACGCGAGUCAUAGAACUUUGUACUUGACACAUGCUGUUGGCAUGCUAACUGUUAGUAUGCUGACAUUAACAUGCUAACUUUUUCAUUCAAAUUUACACUUAAACACCCGAAUCAUAGCACUUGGUACUUGACACAUGCUGUUAGCAUGCUAACGUCAAACAUGUCGACCUUUUUAGCUAAUUUAGCAUGUCAACAUUACCAUGCUAAGGUUUUGAGCUGGUUUCACAGAAGUUGGUACUUUUAGACACAUGCUAACUGUUUAAUCUGCUAUAUUAAUGAGUAAAGUAAUUUGCAAAAAAAAAAA
This is a messenger RNA of Nerophis ophidion (straightnose pipefish), 4983 nucleotides long. RefSeq names its product phosphatidylinositol-specific phospholipase C, X domain containing 1 (gene plcxd1.1). The coding region runs from base 478 to 1437 and encodes 319 amino acids. Gene Ontology annotation, molecular function: phosphoric diester hydrolase activity. The record is from RefSeq and is a predicted model, not a curated record. The transcript has 9 exons. NCBI's taxonomy places the organism in Eukaryota, Metazoa, Chordata, Actinopteri, Syngnathiformes, Syngnathidae. Gene Ontology annotation, biological process: lipid metabolic process.